Danio aesculapii is the source of this 4451-nucleotide messenger RNA. RefSeq names its product EF-hand calcium binding domain 6 (gene efcab6). The record is from RefSeq and is a predicted model, not a curated record. Lineage: Eukaryota; Metazoa; Chordata; Actinopteri; Cypriniformes; Danionidae. Gene Ontology annotation, cellular component: nucleoplasm. Gene Ontology annotation, molecular function: calcium ion binding. The transcript has 31 exons. The coding region runs from base 39 to 4418 and encodes 1459 amino acids.
UUUAGCUUCAAGUGUUUAUGUGAUUAUUUUAUACAGAAAUGCGGCCGAGGUCAGCUGUGGAGAGCUGGGUGUCAGCUUCAGCACAGACGCCUCAAAUCUCUAGUCAUUUUGAUUUGAGACCUAUGACACAAGGACUCACCAUCAUCCCUAGAGCCAAGAGUGCAUCUCGGCUGUCCUUAGGAGACUUUUCCAGGAGGAACACUCUCAAAUCUGACUCCGCCUCCUCUGUGCAGUCAGUGGCAGAUGAGAAUCUUUCUUUGGUGGACAUUGAGAAUCAACUGCUGGAAAAAGUCAAGGACAGAAAAGAUGACUUGAAGGCUGCUUUUGAAGCUUUUGACCAGGAAGGCAACAAAACUGUCACUAAAGGAGAGUUCAGACGUGUCAUCGAGGGGUUUCUUGUUCCGCUCACUCAAUCUCAGUUUGAGGGUCUGUUGGCUCAGCUUGACUUAAAAGAAAAUGGAACAGUUUCCUACAUGGAGUUUCUCAGAAGACACUGCAAAGUUUCAUCCGCAGUGGGCAGGAUUCCGAGCAAGAGUGGGAGAUACAGAAGCUUGUCACUUGGAGAACUACAGUGUCUACUGAAAGAUAAGAUCAGAGGCAAUUUGAAAAACAUCACCAGGGCUUUUCGACUGUUUGACUACAACAACGAUGGUCAGAUACAGCAACAUGAGCUUCGCAAAGUAUUGGAAGGAUACUGCUUUCCCAUGAGCCAGCUGGAAUUCCACAGACUGUGGUCACAUUACAGCGUGAAUAAUGGUGACACAAUAUCUUACAAGGAGUUUCUUGAGAAGCUUGGUGUUGACUGUGAAAACUAUCGAAAAAUCCCACCAGAUUCAGUACAACUGGCACUGAAUUGGGAUGCCGUCAGUCGCAGUACCACAAGACCUAAAAGUAAUACAAACUUAAGGAGUUUUUCAGCCAAAUCCAGAGACAACUUGGAUGACCUCCAGACUAGGUUUUUGAGCAAGAUAAAGAAGGACCAUAGCCUUGUUGAAAAAGCUCUGCAAGCCUUUGACAUUUCAGACAGUGGGUUUGUUUCUCCCGAGGAUCUCCGAUCAGUUCUCAGCAAUUUCCUCUUCACCAUGGAUGAUACUAUCUUCAGGGAAUUGUUGAAAAGAUUUGGGGUUAGCAGCACAGAGCCUGUCAAAUGGAAAAUAUUUCUUGGAUUGUUUAAAGAUGACACAACUGUUCAGAAAGAUUCUGUACCAGCAAUUGCAGACACAUGCAGUAUUGAUGCAAUUUUGUCCAAACUACGGCAACAUGUACUUAAUCAGCCUCUUCUGGACCCUGAUAAAACCACUACAGGAUUUAUCAGUAGAGAUGAACUAUUCAGAACUCUGGAAAAUAUAAAUCUCACCGAUGAGCAGUUCAAAGUUCUUGCUGAUUUCUUGGAUGUGGAUCAUACAGAUGCCAUAAAUUGCCAACAGUUCCUUGACUUCCUGCAUCUCCAAAAUCCAGUUGUGCAGACUUCAAAACUCAAUGAAAAGGAUCAAGCAAGAUUAAACUCAGCAACAACAGCACAGAAUGCGCAGAUUGAAAAGAUUCUGAAGGAGAAGAUUUCAGAAAACUAUGACGUGCUGAUGGAAUCAAUCACAAACACAACCCAAAACCAGAGUGACACCAUUUCUCCAGAAGACUUUAGGAGACUGAUCCAACAACACGUCCUACCGCUGUCUGACCACCACUUCAGCAAGCUUUGUGAACCAUUUUUUGAAGAUGGAAAUGUAAACUACAAACUGUUUUUGAAGAGUUUUGGUCGUCCAGAGAAGAUCGACAGCACCCUCAGUAUGAUUGAGAGGGAGGAAAAGGCACAUGAAGCUUCCAUACUGAACAUAAAAGCACAAGCAAUAAAGGAUGUUGUCUUGAGGAAACUCAAAGACAGGCUUCAGAGGGACGGGAUGACCCUUCAGGACUAUCUGAUGUCCAGCAGAAUCACAAAAUCUUCACUUAAUCUAAGAGAUGUCUGUAAAAUACUGGACGAUUGUGGUGUUUUCCUGGAAGGACACCAGUUUCAGAUGCUUAUUGAUUCCCUUGGUUUUAAUUUGGGUCCAGUUUCUGUUGCUGACUUCGUGGACAAAUACAAAGAAGUGACGAUGCCAGAAAAGGAUGAUAGUCAGACCAAAAAUGCUAAAUAUUCCACUCUUUUGACUGCUGAGGACUGUCUAGGUCAACUUAAAAAAAGGAUCAAGGAGUAUCAUGGGGAUGCUCUGACUGCUUUCCAUCUCAUGGACAAAAACCGAGAUGGUAUAGUAAAUCGGAUUGACUUCAGAGCUCUGUUUGACAGCCUGAUGUUUGUAACUCAAGAAAGGGAGUAUCAGAGAUUGCUCGACCUGUUGGGUCUUACACCUGGUGCCACGCUCAACUACACUGAGUUCUACAAAAAAGUCCAGUCUAGCGGAAAGAUGAAAUCACAUCACCACGAUGGCACAUUAAGGGGUGGAAUUCUUGACAGUGGAUGUGAUCAAGUUCAUGAGUACCUAGCAGCCAUUGCACACAGACGGCCUUUAGAGAUUUCAAAGGUCUUUUGUCACUUGGGUAACGACUGUAACAGCAUCAUGACCAAAAAUGGUCUAAAGCAGCUGCUUUUUAAGUACAGCAUGCCCAUCACACCAAAUGAGUUUGAAAUACUUUGGAGCAGAUAUGAUGAGGAGAGCAAGGGCUUUCUCACUCAGAAAGAGUUUUUAAGUAAGCUCAAAAUCACAUCAGAUGAAGAUCAGGAACAUCAGGAACAACCCACAGCAACACCUGAACUAGAAGUUAUGCUACAAAACCUGAGGAAGUGGAUCGGGAGUGACUUUGAGAGUGUUAGUGGAAGUCUUGUUGUUAUGGAUAAAAACAAAGAUGGACACGUGACUGUGACAGACCUGCUGUCUCUUCUACACAGACAUGGCUUUCAGCUAACAGAAGCAGAGUUUGCACAUUUACUAAGCCUACUUGGCUUUGACAGCGGUUUGAAGCAGCUGCCAUACCUUGAUUUCCUAAAGCAUCUUGUUGGUCCUCCGAUGUCUAGCUGGUCUGUAUUUGACCCUUCUCAAGGUCUGCCUGUGGCGUCUCCAGAAGAAAUGAACGAUGGAGAAGAGCUUAGCCCUGGAAGAGCCAUACAGAGAGUCAAAGAGCUGGUUACUACCUCCUCAGAUACUCUCUUCAAAGCCUUCUCUGCGUUUGAUAGGACUGGAGAUGGUAUGAUUCCACAAGCAGAGUUUCGGCAGGUGCUGGACCAUUUCUGUAUGCGUCUUUCUGAUGUGCAGUUUAAGAAGUUGUUGUCUGAGCUGAGAUUGAAUGAAGGAGAGGAGAUUGGGGUUGAUUGGAAAGAAUUUCUCCAAGUCUUCAACCUUCACACUGAAGAGACAGCAGAUGAAUGGCUGAAGAAAAUCCGUAAGAUGCGUUUUCCAAAUCAGACCCGAGCUUUAGCCAUUGGUGACAUUUUGAGGAGGGUACAGGAGGUUGUGUCAGCCCGCAUCUACACUAUAACACAGGAAAUGGUAGACCUCGACUAUGCCAAUACAAACACAAUCUCCAGAUAUCACUUUAAGACUAUCUGUGAUCGUCACUUCAUGAGGCUUACAGAUGAGCAGUUUCAAAACCUGUGGAAACUCCUACCAGUUAAUGACUUUGGAAAUCUGGAAUAUCGGGAAUUCCUGAAAAAGUUCAGUGGAGAACAGAAAGGCCUGGAAAAGGCUAAGUCAUUACCAGGUUCUGCAAGAUCUACAGUCGAGAGACCAGCAUCCCUCAGACGUCCCAAAACAGCACCCUGCUCCUUGAGACGCUCAACGUCAUCAGUCUCAGAGCAUGUUCAGAGGCCAUCCGCAGCGAGCAGAAGGUCUGCACCCCUGCUGAACUGUGAAGAUGUGGAGAUGAAGGUGCGUCCUAAGAUCCAGGGUUGUUGGAGGCACAUCCAGAGAAGAUGCAGACAUGCAGACCCUGAGCGGACAGGGGAGAUUGAUGUGGACGCCUUCCUAGGGAUCCUCCAGGAUCUCCACAUUGAGUUGAGUCCAUCUGAGUUUGAGCAGCUGACUGUCAAAUUCGACAUAAAAAGCAACGGCCGCGUCUCUUAUCCAGACUUCCUGCGGCACUUUGUGCUCAUGUUCAGUCCUGAGGUCAAUACUUCAUCCAACAGACUCAGACUGCAGCUGCCCAGAACACCAAUGAGUCCUGGUCCACUCAGCACACAGUGUGUUGAAGCCAUGCUGAGGAUCUCCAGGCCUGUCCAGCUCUUCUGGAGGCAAAUGAGGCAAACGUUCAUCUCCUUCGACAAAGAGCGCACUGGAAAGAUCUCGAUUCAGCACUUCAGAAAGGUUCUGAGACAGUUCAGUGUGAAUCUGUCAGAGGAAGAAUUGUUUCAUUUCAAAUCUUUUUUUGACAAGAACCUUUCAGGAAGGAUUUCAUACAAUGACUUUCUGCGCAUUUUUCUCAAAUGAGAUUUAUGCAUUUAUUGUUCUGCUUUUGUCACA